Molecule: messenger RNA, 1632 nt
Organism: Ziziphus jujuba (common jujube)
Lineage: Eukaryota; Viridiplantae; Streptophyta; Magnoliopsida; Rosales; Rhamnaceae
Product: E3 ubiquitin-protein ligase DIS1
Exons: 5
Coding region: 330-1247 (305 amino acids)
Biological process (GO): multicellular organism development; ubiquitin-dependent protein catabolic process
Cellular component (GO): cytoplasm
Molecular function (GO): protein binding; ubiquitin protein ligase activity; zinc ion binding
Source: RefSeq, a predicted model, not a curated record
UCUCCUAGCCUCCACGCUCCUCUCUCUGUCUCUCUGUCUCUCUCUCUCUCUAAACUCAACGGCUUUAAUUUGAAAUUCUUCGGCUCGCGUACGCGCAUAUCGGUGAUCCUGAUUAGUAUUAUUAUUUAAUACAACUUCCAGUAUUUCACAUUUUGAUAGACGGCCACCAGCCAAGUCGUCAACUCUCUCUCUUAGGGUUCGGUGGUGGGUUUUUCGAUUCAAGCUUCGUCAUAUUAAGGCCAGAGCCUCACUUGCUUGGCAAUUGGGAAGGAGGCUCGAAGCUGAAGUGGAAAAGAAAAAUUGGUGGGUAAAGUGCUGGCUGUGCUAGCAUGGCAUCGGGGAAUCCAUUUUUUGAUGACAUGCGGACCAAAUCUGAGGUUAUCGACCCCCCUCAAAGUGAAGACAUGUUGGUAAUUGAUGAAAGUGUGAAUGACGCUGGUCAAAAUGCAUUAAAGCCUAAUGCAACUGUUUCAAGCAGUGUCCGUGAGCUAUUGGAGUGCCCUGUUUGCUUGAAUGCUAUGUAUCCUCCUAUUCACCAGUGUUCAAAUGGUCACACAUUAUGUUCUGGUUGCAAGCCCAGGGUUCACAAUCGGUGCCCCACUUGCAGGCAUGAGCUUGGAAAUAUCAGAUGUCUUGCUUUGGAAAAGGUUGCUGCUUCUUUGGAACUUCCAUGUAAAUAUCAGAGUUUUGGUUGCGUGGGCAUUUACCCUUACUACAGCAAGCUAAAGCACGAAUCUCAAUGCGUCUUUAGACCCUAUAACUGUCCUUAUGCUGGAUCAGAGUGCACUGUAAUUGGUGAUAUCCCUUAUCUGGUGGCCCACUUAAAAGAUGAUCAUAAAGUUGAUAUGCAUAAUGGUAGCACUUUCAACCAUCGAUAUGUCAAAUCAAAUCCACAGGAGGUUGAGAAUGCCACCUGGAUGCUGACGGUUUUCAGUUGUUUCGGUCAGUAUUUUUGUCUGCAUUUUGAAGCUUUCCAGCUUGGGAUGGCUCCUGUCUACAUAGCAUUCUUGCGGUUUAUGGGUGAUGAUAACGAGGCCAAAAACUACAGCUACAGUCUCGAGGUGGGUGGAAAUGGGAGGAAGAUGAUAUGGCAAGGGGUACCGCGGAGCAUUAGGGAUAGCCACCGAAAGGUGCGUGACAGUUUUGAUGGUCUCAUUAUCCAAAGAAAUAUGGCACUCUUUUUCUCAGGGGGAGAUCGGAAGGAAUUGAAGCUGAGGGUGACUGGUAGGAUUUGGAAAGAACAGUGAUGGGGGAAAAGUUUCUCAUUUCAGCUUCUCAUCUUAGUGUAAUCUUAUAUAAUUAUUAGUAGGUCAAUCUCUUUCUCUCUCUCUCAGCUCAGCCGAGUCUUCUGGUCAUGUAUUUUCUUGGAAUUUAGGAAGCAAACUCUCUUUGCUUGUCUAUGCAUUAAGUACAUGAAUGGGAAGGCAUAUCACUUGUUUCAGAAACUCUGAAAUCCGUUUUAUACGGUAGUGAAUGAACCGUGCUAUUCAGCACAACCUCUGGUGCAGCUGAAUUCCACUUGGCAUGCUCCCAUUUGCCUUGAUUGAACUGAGUUUGUCAGGGCCCACAUGCCACCUGCACUUGUGUUGUUGCACAGGUUGUGCUGCAUAGCGCUUGUUUUCUUAGUUUCAA